Molecule: messenger RNA, 492 nt
Organism: Racocetra fulgida
Lineage: Eukaryota; Fungi; Glomeromycota; Glomeromycetes; Diversisporales; Gigasporaceae
Source: the annotation of a GenBank genome assembly
AUGCAAUAUUCAUCUCAAACAUCUCAAGAAACCUUACCUUCAAAAGCUUUUGGAAGAUCGCAAUUGGGUGAAGGAUCUGAUGACCACUCUCUUUUAGAGAAAAAAAGUUUAACUGUCAAUGAUUUUAACUAUAGCGUAGGAAUGUUAGACAAAAAACUCACCUCUUUAUACCAAUUAUGUCGUUUUGUAGCAACCAAACAGAAGAAAAUGUCAAAAAAUAUCAAAAAACUUAUUGCGUUUGAAGAACUUUCUGAUGGUUUCUGGCAAUCAGCAUACAAAGAAGUCUUCAAAGAAUUAAUUCUAACAAUACUGUACUCUACACCAAAAGAAUAUAGACUUGCACUAGAAAAGUACUUACCUAAAAAUGCUGAGCACUUUAUCGAUACAAUUGGAAGAAACGCUUGGGUUUCUUAUUUUAAUGAAAAACUUUUACCAGAAGUAUUUUAUUUUAUUUAUUUUAUUGAUAUUAGUCUCAAGUCCAAUAUAUUUUAA